This is a messenger RNA of Kluyveromyces marxianus DMKU3-1042, 552 nucleotides long. RefSeq names its product mating factor alpha-1 (gene MF(ALPHA)1). The record is from RefSeq and is a predicted model, not a curated record. The transcript has a single exon. Lineage: Eukaryota; Fungi; Ascomycota; Saccharomycetes; Saccharomycetales; Saccharomycetaceae. Gene Ontology annotation, cellular component: extracellular region. Gene Ontology annotation, molecular function: mating pheromone activity. Gene Ontology annotation, biological process: sexual reproduction; mating. Bases 1 to 552 code for a protein of 183 amino acids.
AUGAGACUUUCUGCUGUUUUUGUCUCUGCAAUCGCUUUAUUAUCUACCGUCAUUGCUGCUCCAAUAACCGAAAAAGAAUCUGAUGAUUCUUCAAUCAAGGUUCCUUCUGAGGCCAUUUUGGGCUUCUUAGAUUUAACUGCAGAUGAUGACGUCGGAUUGGUUAAGAUUAACAAUGGUACCCAUAGUGGAAUCCUUUUCUUGAACACUACCAUUGCAAGCAUCGCAUAUGCUAAUGAGACUAUAUUGAGUAAAAGGGAAGCAUCCGUUGAAGCUGACCCAUGGAAGUGGUUAUCUUUGAGGGUUGGGCAACCAAUUUACAAAAGAGAAGCUUCUCCAGAGGCUGAAGCUGAACCAUGGGAAUGGCUAUCUUUGAGGGUAGGACAACCACUUUACAAGAGAGAAGCUUCUCCAGAGGCUGAAGCUGAAGCUGAACCAUGGAAAUGGCUAUCAUUUAGAGUAGGGCAACCAAUUUAUAAAAGAGAGGCUUCUCCAGAAGCUGAAGCGGAUCCAUGGAAGUGGUUAUCUUUCAGAAUUGGACAACCAAUCUACUAG